Molecule: messenger RNA, 498 nt
Organism: Perkinsus marinus ATCC 50983
Lineage: Eukaryota; Perkinsozoa; Perkinsida; Perkinsidae
Exons: 5
Coding region: 1-498 (165 amino acids)
Source: RefSeq, a predicted model, not a curated record
AUGAAGGAGGUUGGUAAGAUUCGUGAGGAGAUCGAGUUGUUGGAGUUCGAGGGUCACUUUGACACUGUAUAUGGGCAGAAUAUGGUUGCUCUUCGAAACGAUAAGAUAUGCUUCCCAAAGUAUAGAGAGUUGGACGUGGAGACCUACGAGUGGCUGCGAUGGUUAAUCAGUGAGAGACUGCAAGACCUGCCUUUCGAGCUCAACGCGAAGUUAUCGGGAGAGCACAAGACGCUUUUACAAAUUCAUACUCAGGUUCAAGUUGGUAUUUAUCCAUCGAGCAAAGGCUUCUAUAAGAGGCAUAUGGAUGGUGGGUAUGGAGAUAAGGAUGUUGGCAGGACCUUUACUGCUGUUGUAUUUAUGAACUCUGAAGGGGACUAUGUGGAUGGAGGAAGGGACGGUGGAGAGCUCGCACUGUAUAAAGAAGGACCUACUGAAUCAGCUGAAGAUGUAAGUAAGGAUCUCUCCAAUGGGAGGCAGGUUGGUGAUCUACAAGGCUAG